Molecule: messenger RNA, 8015 nt
Organism: Nerophis ophidion (straightnose pipefish)
Lineage: Eukaryota; Metazoa; Chordata; Actinopteri; Syngnathiformes; Syngnathidae
Gene: kcne4
Product: potassium voltage-gated channel, Isk-related family, member 4
Exons: 2
Coding region: 203-724 (173 amino acids)
Biological process (GO): potassium ion export across plasma membrane; regulation of heart rate by cardiac conduction; ventricular cardiac muscle cell action potential
Cellular component (GO): membrane
Molecular function (GO): potassium channel regulator activity; voltage-gated potassium channel activity involved in ventricular cardiac muscle cell action potential repolarization; delayed rectifier potassium channel activity
Source: RefSeq, a predicted model, not a curated record
UGUGUGGAGCUGUUCACGUCCCUUCAGGGCAUGGGUGUUGUCGUGACCACGUGACUAAAAGUUGGGGGUUGUGUGUCUGUGUAUAAAUAUUGAAAUCCUGAGUGCAGCUCUGUUAAAGUCCAGUAGAGCUGCAUGAGGAACUUACAUGCUGGUCAAUCAAGGCUCAUGAGAUUUGUCUCCUCAGUUUGGCCGCUCUGACAAGAUGGAGCACCUGAACAACUCCACCCAGCUGAGUGCGCAGGUGUCGCAGAGCGGCGGCGGGAAGGCGUACCUGUACGUUCUCAUUGUCAUCUCCUUUUACGGAGUGUUCCUGUGCGGCAUCAUGCUGGGCUACUUCCACUCCAAGCGGAAGGAGCGGCGGAGGACCAACAUCUUCACCCGCCUCGUCCACGAGGAGCAGCAGCGCGAGUGGGGAGAGCUCCCUAAGAAGCACAGUCUGGCCUGCCCCGCGGACGAUGACGUCACGACGACGGCGACCAGACCGCCGCGUUUGGCCCCGCCCUUCCACGUGAACCACGUCUCCCACCUGCGUCACGAGAGCGCGCUUCCCUCUCCGCUGGCAUGCGCGCUGUGCACGGAGCAGAGUAGCGUCAGCUCCCUGUGCUCGUCCGCGGACACGCGCCUGGCCAUCGAGGAGGAGGAGUCGGACAGCGGCACCGGGGAGGGACCGGAGGAGAUGGCUCAGAAGAUUCCGUCGGAGAUCAACGGGGAGGACUCGGGAUGAAAAACGGCCGGACGUGGUCAGAUAUUUUGUAAAGUAUGUACAAUUGGGCCAGUGGUUACCAUAAACACUGCUGAAUAACUUAAUAGGCCGCUAUUGAUAUCACGUACACAAACCAAAGGACGCGGCGGCCAUUUUGUAAAAACAAAACCAGAACAAAGCUACGGACACCCUCUUUGAAUGGUGAAAAAGUGUAAUAUUGGUAUCCACAUUUCCGCUUUUUCACACUCAUUCUCCAUUGUAAAGUGUUACUAGUUCCACAUCUGUCAAUCAAUUUAAAGUCAAAUUGCUUCUUGAUAAUGUUAGCAUACUUGCCAGCUAGGGGUGUGGGAAAAAAAUCGAUUCGAAUACGUUGUGCGAUUCAGAAGCGAUUCUCAUUUUUUUUAAAUCGAUUUAUUUUUAUUUAUUUUUUAUUUUUUUAUCAAUCCAACAAACCACUACACAGCAAUACCAUAACAAUGCAAUCCAAUUCCAAAACCGAACCUGACCCAGCAACACUCAGAACUGCAAUAAACAGAGCAAUUGAGAGAAGACACAAACACGACACAGAGCAAACCAAAAGUAGUGAAACAAAAAUGAAUAUUAUCAACAACAGUAUCAAUAUUAGUUAUAAUUUCAGCAUAGCAGUGAUUAAAAAUCCCUCAUUGACAUUAUCAUUAGACAUUUGUAAAAAAAAAAAGAACAAUAGUGUCACUGUGCCUUACACUUGCAUCGCAUCUCAUAAGCUUGACAACACUGUGUCCAAUAUUUUCACAAAGAUAAAAUAAGUCAUAUUUUUUGUUUAUUUAAUAGUAAAAACAAAUUUACAUCAUUGCAAUCAGUUGAUAAAACAUUGUCCUUUAACAUUAUAAUAGCUUUUUUUACAAAAAUCUACUACUCUGCUUGCAUUUCAGCAGACUGGGGUAGAUCCUGCCGAAAUCCAAGUAUUGAAUGAAUACAGAAUCAUUUUGAAUCGGAAAAAUAUCGUAUUUGAAUCGAGAAUCAACGAAAAAAAUCGAUAUAUUAUCGAAUCGUGACCCCAAAAAUCGAUAUUGAAUCGAAUUGUGGGACUCCCAAAGAUCCACAGCCCUAUUGCCAACCCUCCCGAUAGUCCCAAUUUAAAGUCAAAUUGCUUCUUGAUAAAAAAAAUAGCAUACCGGCCAGCUAGGGGUGUGGGGAAAAAUCGAUUCGAAUACAUUGUGCGAUUCAGAAACGAUUCUCAUUUUUAAAAAAUUGAUUUAUUUUUAUUUAUUUUUAAUUUUUAUCAAUCCAACAAACCACUACACAGCAAUACCAUAACAAUGCAAUCCAAUUUCAAAACCUAACCUGACCCAGCAACACUCAGAACUGCAAUAAAGAGAGCAAUUGAGAGAAGACACAAACACUACACAGAACAAACCAAAAGUAGUGAAACAAAAAUGAAUAUUAUCAACAACAGUAUCAAUAUUAGUUAUAAUUUCAGCAUAGCAGUGAUUAAAAAUCCCUCAUUGACAUUAUCAUUAGACAUUUAUUAAAAUAAAAUAAAAACAAUAGUGUCACAGUGGCUUACACUUGCAUCGCAUCUCAUAAGCUUGACAACACACUGUCCAAUAUUUUCACAAAGAUAAAAGAAGUCAUAUUUUUGGUUUGUUUAAUACUUAAAACAAAUUUACAUUAUUGCAAUCAGUUGAUAAAUCAUUGUCCUUUAAAAUUAUAAAAAGCUUUUUUUUUUACAAAAAUCUACUACUCUGCUUGCAUGUCAGCAGACUGGGGUGGAUCUUGCUGAAAUCCAAGUAUUGAUUGAAUACAGAAUCGUUUUGAAUUGGAAAAAUAUCGUUUUUGAAUCGAGAAUCGAAUCGAAAAAAUCGAUAUAUUAUCGAAUAGUGACCCCAAGAAUCGAUAUUGAAUUGAAUCUUGGGACACCCAAAGAUCCACAGCCCUAUUGCCAACCCUCCCGAUAGUCUUGGGAGACUCCCGAGUUUCAGUGCCCCUCCCGAAAAUCUCCCGGGGCAACCAUUCUCCCGAAUUUCUCCCGAUUUCCACCCGGACAACAAUAUUGGGGGCGUGCCUUAAAGGCACUGCCUUUAGCGUCCUCUCUCACCUCAAAAGGAGACUACCAUAUUUCCUUGAAUUGCCUCCGGGGCGCUAAUUAAUUGAAAACCUCUUCUCACUCCUGCGCUUACCAAAGGCAUGCGGUAAAAGUAAGCAUGCGCUAAUUAUUUUAAAACCUCUUCUCACUCCGGCACUUACAAAGGUAUGCAGUAAAAAUUUGAGUGUGAUGUAAGCUUGGACUUUAAAUCCUACUGAAUAGCUCUUAAUCUUCUUCCCUUCAUGCGAUUUGAAAUUACUCCUCCAUUUUGAAAAUGAUGACAGGGGAAAUGUCACUCGUGACGUCACGAGUUUGACCAGGCGGUAAUACUAAGCAUACGCAAAUUAUUUUGAGAAGCGAGUUUGACCCGGCAUUAAUUCAAGGCAGGCGCAUACUAUAUGCCCUGCGGCAAUUCAAGGAAAUACGGUAUUAUAUAGGGCUGGGCGAUAUAUCGAUAUAAACGAUAAAUCGCGGGUUUGCCUCUGUGCGAUAUAGAAAAUUACUAUAUCGUAAUAUUCGAGUAUACGUUCUCACGCAGUUGCUUUUAGCUGCGGGCAUUAGACUACAGGCGUUUCUCGCUCCUUCUCGUCUCUCUCACAGAGACGUAUAACAAGCCCACCUUCUUUUUCAUACAUCGCAUACUGUCGCGCGUGUAGCGUCAUACGCCUUCGCCGAGCAGAGAGGUAGCAGCAUGGCUAACGUUAGCUGAGGCAGGUGGUGCAAGCGGAGCGGUGCGAGUGACAUUACAAGAGAGAGAAGGUGCAAAACUGAUUACAAAUGGAGGAAAAACAAUUAAUGCCCCCAAAAAAACAGCAUGGGGUCCAUCAUCUGGCGGUGGUUUGUCUUCAAGCGGGAAGAUAUUCAGCAGACAACAGCAAUAUGCAAAGUAUGCAGCGGAAGUGUUGCUACAAAAGCUAGCAGCACUACUAUUUGUUCUUUCAUUUAGAAAGUCACCCGCGAGAGAAUGAAGAGUAUUUAAUAAAUACAGUUUUGGUCAAUUGACUUAGUGAUUUCCCUCUGCAUGAAAGUUUAAAAUUAGCAUAUGUUAAUGCAGUAUGACAAAGAAUGUUUUAAUGUAGACACACAGAAUCAUCAUACUGGUGUGAUUAUAUGCAUCAGGUGUUUACUCAAGGCUAAGGCAAAAUAUCGAGAUGUUUAUCGCGAUACGGCAUAAAAAUACUGAGAUAUUAAUAAGAGCCAAUAUCGCCCAGCCCUAGUAUUAUAUAUGUCUCCGUUAUCCAUAGGUUUAUCUAUAACCCAUUAAGUAGUGCUUAGUAGGGCCCCUCCCAAAAACCUCCUGGGGCAAUCAUUCUCCAGAUUUUCACCCAGGCAACAAUAUUGAGGUCGUGCCGUUAUGCCACUGCCUUUAGCGUCCUCUACAACCUGUCGCCGUGUCCGCUUUUCCUCCAUACAAAGCGUGCCAGCAGAGUCACGUGUUGCACGCGGCUUCUACAGACACACAUAAGUAACUGCAAGACAUACUUGAUCAACAGCCAUACAGGUCACAUUGAGGGUGGCCCAAUAAACAACUUUAACAAUAUUUCAAAUAUGCGCCACACUGUGACCCCACACCAAACAAGAAUAACAAACACAUUUCGGGAGAACAUCCGCACCAGUCCUUGAAGCCCUAAUGUUUCUGGGACGCUACAAUAUACACCACCGCUACCACCAAAACCCGCCCCCCCAACCCGGUCCUCCCAAUCUCCUCAAUUCGGAUGUCUCCAAGUUGGCAAGUAUGCAUUAAUACACUGACACACAACAUACGGAUUCCCAUCAUGCAUUGCUUCAAAACUACGGCAAGUAGUAAUGUCCAAAAACAUAACAGAGACGAAGCAGAAGAACGAAGCAGAGACAUGGCGACGACGAGUAAGAAGAAGUACGCUUGCAAGUUCCAAAAUUAUUGGUAAAAAUAAUUUCAGUUCAUCCAGCUCGAAGAUAAGGGGUCUGCUGCCUGCAAACUUUGUAGAUCAGACUUCUCCAUUGAACACGGUGGCUGAACGGAUAUACUCAUUCAUGUCCAUAUUACCGUAUUUCCUUGAACUGCCGCCGGGGCGCUGAUUAAUUUAAAACCUCUUCUGACUCCUGCGCUUACCAAAGGCAUGCAGUAAAAAUUUGAGUGUGAUCUAAGCUUGGACCUUAAAUCCUACUGAAUAGCUCUUAAUCUUCUUCCCUUUAUGCGAUUUAAAAUUACCGGUAUUGAAAUCAGCCUCCUCCAUUUUGAAAAUGAUGACAGGGGAAGUGUCACUCUUGACGUUACAAGUUUGACCAGGCGGUAAUACUAAGCAUGCGCUAAUUAAUUUGCAAAGCGAGUUUGACCCUGCAGUAAUUCAAGGCAGGUGCAUACUAUAUGCCCUGCAGCAAUUCAAGGAAAUAUGGUAUAUGUAUAUAUAUAAGAAAUACUUGGAAAUAUACACACCCCCACCCAUCUCCCGAAUUCGGAGGACUCAAGGUUGGCAAGUAUAAAUGUUAGUCAAUUCCUAGCUUCCUAACAUUAGCGUGCAAGUUUUUCCAGAAUUUUUUAUUUUUUUUGGCACCUUAGGGUCAAAUAUUUAGGUAUUUCACACUAACCUGACUCUCGCCAGAUCUCUGUAGUCCCCUGAGCUCCAAACAUGGAUCUGGGAUCGAGGGCAAUGCAAACUCCUUCAACAUAGCAAAAAAUAAUGAACCACUCAGGAUCGGCGGGCAGCAUUUCAUAGAUGGGACGUCAUCAUUUGGCGGUCACUGGAAGCGAGUAUGACGAUCCUCCUGGUAGGGGGGUAUUCCUUUAUGGAGGAUGCCUGUCCGUGACUUUGUUUAACGAGGAGAGACUGAUGUACAGACAGUCACCACACGAUCCUUGACAGAUCCGGGUCAGGGUCCAGUGGCAUGGAGUCCAAGACGACUGGGACUCCUUUCCUGCUGCAGCCUUCAUCCGUCAUCCCAGCCGUUGUGACGCUCCAUAGGGUUAGCAAUCAUCCUCCUCCUGUUCCACCGUUGAGGUCUUGGGUUGUUAUUUCCACAUAACUGGGCACACAUGGAUGUGGGGGUGCCUUCUACCGUCAUCACAGCCGUUGUGGUGGUUUAUACAUCUACCGUCUUCCGCCUGCUCCGCCGUUGAGGUCUUCACCGUAUCCCUGGCUAGGGGGCAGUCAGGUACUAGGCCUUUGCCAAGGGCCACCUGGGGUAACAGUAGUAAAGGAGUUAACCUCCUAGUGCCCCAAGACCCCUUAGAGGAGCCUCCACUGCCGGAUGCACUUCAACGUCUUGCCCAGGACAUAGAUGUGACGUAGGGUAGAAGCGGCUGUUUGAUUCAAACAACAAUGGCGGCACACAGUGAGGAGUCGUGUGCUGACAUCGAUUCUGCUAUUGCAACUGUUUUAUCGAAUACUAAUUCUUUAAAAGAUGGACAGAGAAAUUUUUCGCUAUGUCAUUAUCCAAUAUGUCGGCUGUUCUGUUGUGGAUUUCCCAGCACCGCUCUCAUCAGCGUCACGGGUCGAUUUUGAUGUGAGUGGUUGAAGUAGCGCGUCAGUCAAGAUAACGGACAAGUGGUUUAUCCAAUCACAUACAAUGAUUUUUUUUUACAAAGCCCCGCCCUCUGAAAUACAUUUCCUAUUGACAAGUGACAGAUCCCAGAUCUGACUAGCAUGCUAACUGUUAGUAUUCUGCUUUUCGGCAUUCACGCGCGAUCUCUACCAAAAAGUUGUUGUAGUUCAAUUCAUCAUUGAUAAAUAUAAACAAUUAAUUAGUAAAAAAACCUAAUAUCAUUAGUAGAAUAAUAGCAAAAGUAAAAAUCUAAUAUGUAAUGCUUAAAAAAAGAUUUAAAGUAAUACAUUCUAAAGAACAUAUGGAUGUAUUUGUAGUAAAAUUUUAAGAGUUUUAAAUAUAAAUAAAUAUAGAUGUGUAAUAAGUUAGUCAGAAAAAACAAAUACAAUUAAUAAAAAAAUCGAAAUCUAAUAUUAGAAAUAUACAUAAAUACAUCGAGAGGAGCCAGAUGAGCUGGCUUGGGCAUCUGGUCAGGAUGCCACCCGAACGCCUCCCUAGGGAGGUGUUUAGGGCACGUCCAACCGGUAGGAGGCCACGGGGAAGACCCAGGACACGUUGGGAAGACUAUGUCUCCCGGCUGGCCUGGGAACGCCUCGUGAUCCCCCGGGAAGAGCUAGACAAAGUGGCUGGGGAGAGGGAAGUCUGGCCUUCCCUGCUUAGGCUGCUGCCCCCGCGACCCGACCUCGGAUAAGCGGAAGAAGAUGGAUGGAUGGAUGGACAUAAAUACAUAAAAAUGUUUACAUUGUAAACAUGAAUUAAUAUUCAAAUAUUUUUUUUUAUUUAACCAGAUUUUUUAUUUAAAGAAAAAUAAUUGUGUAAUAUACACUUUUGUCCACACUAUAAUGUAUUGUGGCCAUAUGAUGAAUAAAGUACAACCACUUUCACACAUCAGGAACUUCGCAAAUACAUCUUAAACUUACGCUAAAACAAAGUAAUAAUGCUUAUUGCUUGGUAUAAUAGUGAUUUGCCAAAAAUAGUAUUUUGAAAAGAAGCUGAUCCAGAUAAGAUUUGGCACAAGGGACAAAUGUAAGUAUAAAUCGAUCCAUCCAUUUUCUACCGUAUAUUCCCUUUGGAACCGUGGGGGGCGCUGGAGCCUAUCUCAGCUACAAUCGGGUGGAAGGCGGAGUACACCCUGGACAAGUCGCCAUCUCAUCACAGGGCGUAAGUAUUAGUAUGAAUAAAAACUUUUUGUAAAAUUCCUAUACAUUUUUGACUAUCGCAGAAAAGUGAUUUAAUGGUAUCAUUUGUGUGUUAAGUAGACCUCAAAUAUGUGUAUUUCUGGAAUAGUCAACCGGAGAAGCAAUGCAAAAUGUUAUAUUAGUCAUAAUGGUCUAUCAUACAGCGAGUCUACCGUAGUUUUUCCUGGAAUAUACUGUGUGUGAGCAGUUGGUGACGCCGUUAUUUUGAAUACAAAAGACAAGAAUGAAAGAGUCUUAGUUUGCAGCACAUGCCAUACAGCAUCCCUGCACUUUCCUCUACUGUGACAAACCUCCCUGCUCUGGGCCGAUGAUGACUCAUCCUGCAGGGCAUCUCUGACUCAGAGGAAAGGGUUGCUGAACUGAAACAGACUUUGUCUUGUCUCUCUUUUAGACAAAAGUGUUGAAAUGCAACUGGAAAACACUUGAAUGAUUAUGAAAAGACCAGCCUGUCAGCUGUUGUAGUUUCUUCAUAUGCUAUAAUCUGAGAUGUACAUUUUGUUAUGUGGUAAUAAAGAUGCACACUGUA